AACACAUGUAUAGCAGACGAUGUUUCAGAAUGUUUUGAUAAUUUAACCUACAUGUACAAUGUCAGUGUACUUAAAACACAUUUAAAAAUAUAAUCUUCACAAACUUUUACUUUUAUACGAUGCCAUUGUUAUUUUACUAAACUCCUACACACAGAAAAAGCUAUUCCAUUAGUUUUAUUGUUCAAUAUUUAAAAUGAUGUGUACACAGUUUUUUAGACAGUUGAAAACAUUACUUCUGAUAGAAAUAAAUGUAAAACCUCAUCAGUGCUAUAAAUUCUUGGCAAUGCCAGCUAAAGCCAACAGUUUUGGAUUGACCAAUAGUGUAAGAAACAUGAGCCUAAAUAAUCAUCCAGUACCAUCAGUAAAUGGUGAAAGCACUAAGACAGAAAACAACAUUGUCUGGGUUGAUAUGGAGAUGACAGGUCUAGACCCGGAGAAACAUCAUGUGUUGGAGGUAGCCUGUCUUGUGACAGACCAAGACCUGAAUAUUGUGGCUGAGGGACCCAACCUGAUCAUCCACCAGCCUCCUGAUAUACUGGCCAAUAUGAAUGAAUGGAGUCUUAAAUUUCAUAAAGAGUCUGGAUUAACAGAUUUAAGCAGAAACAGUAACAUAACAUUGAAAGAGGCAGAGGAUGCACUUCUGGAAUUUGUUAGGACAUGGACACCCUACCAAUUGUGUCCUCUAGGUGGUAAUACAGUAUAUAUGGACAGACUGUUUCUUAGAAAAUAUAUGCCCGAUUUUGAACAACAUAUGCAUUACCGCCUCAUCGAUGUUAGUACCGUUAAGGAACUUUGCAGGCGCUGGUAUCCUGAAACCUAUAAUGAACAACCAAACAAGAAAUCGAUUUCAAAACAUCGAGCUCUAGAUGAUAUAAGAAAUAGUAUAAAAGAACUUAAGUUUUACAGAAAUAAAAUAUUUUGUAACUCUGAGUCUAAAAAGGACUUAGCAUGAAAUUACAUUAGUAAGCUUUGAAAAAUUAAAAAUGUCUCUAGAAUGGUAUUGUUGUAUUUACGUUCAUAAUAAUAAUGUACAAUUUGAAACUGAAUUAUCAAACAAGUUAGAUGGUAUGACACACACUCCAUACUGACAGAGAAUAAACCAAUGAUAAUAGUGUAAGGUAUGCAACUUGCUUUGUUAUAUUCUAUUGGGAUGUUAUAAGUUUGUUUGUUCCUUCUAGUUGUAGGUCAUGUGUUCGGACAAGCCACCUCCAUUAGUACUGUUUUACUAUAUUAAUAAUUAAGAUAGAUAUAAUUUGUCGUGAUAUACUCUUUGUAUAAACAAUCCUAUAUAGCUGACAGUUAUUAUUAUAUUGGAAUCGGAAUUUGAGAAACAACAUAAGUACUUAAUUCUCUAAGCUAGAAAUGAUGAUGCUUUUGUUUUGAAUUGAUCUAUAUGUUCUCAUCAUAAAAUGUUAUAACACAUAAAAUUACAACUUACAUUUGAGACUAACUGUUUGUAACCUGAACAGUAGCAAUAUUAAGUUGAAUUUUAGUGGGUUUUCUAUGCAACCAUGGUGAGUGCCGCACCACAGCUGGUAUGACAUGCUAGUCUCCUGGUAGAGAAUUGAAACUUGCUACACAAAUUCGAAUUGUACGUUAUUAAAUAAAACUAAUAAUAAUUUAUUCUAUAAUUGAAUAUUGAAAGAAUUACUAAAUGACAUAUGUUAUUCCUCUAAUCACCGAUUCACGGAUAUUCCAAGUACUUAUAAUUAAUAUUUUAAGGCUGGUUUUUACAGUAUUAUAGUUGAUUCCUUGUAAUGUACAGUUACCAAGGAGUGUAAGGUUAGGUAGUAGUUUAAAUAUUUCUAUAGUCAUUGCAUCAGUUAAAAUUUAACCUUCUUUGAAUAUUUCAGGAACUAGCUAAUGUUAAUUUGGAAGGAGGGGAAAAGGAGGUCUCACAUCUUGCCAGUUACUUAUAAGUGUCAUUAAUAUUUUUCUUAUAUGUUGAUUUAUUUAUAUUCAUAUGUUCAACUGUAAAAUUAUGAUCGGUCUAAAUUACAUAUAACAUUUGUGGA
This is a messenger RNA of Homalodisca vitripennis (glassy-winged sharpshooter), 2015 nucleotides long. Its product is annotated as oligoribonuclease, mitochondrial. Gene Ontology annotation, cellular component: mitochondrion. Lineage: Eukaryota; Metazoa; Arthropoda; Insecta; Hemiptera; Cicadellidae. The record is from RefSeq and is a predicted model, not a curated record. Gene Ontology annotation, molecular function: nucleic acid binding; 3'-5'-RNA exonuclease activity.